Meyerozyma guilliermondii ATCC 6260 is the source of this 882-nucleotide messenger RNA. RefSeq names its product homocitrate synthase. Gene Ontology annotation, molecular function: homocitrate synthase activity. The coding region runs from base 1 to 882 and encodes 293 amino acids. The transcript has a single exon. The record is from RefSeq and is a predicted model, not a curated record. Lineage: Eukaryota; Fungi; Ascomycota; Pichiomycetes; Serinales; Debaryomycetaceae. Gene Ontology annotation, cellular component: mitochondrion.
AUGCCAGAAGGCUUCACCAAGGUUACAGAGGACGUGCACAAGCCAGAGGUCCAGAACCCAUAUGGACCCAACCCUGCGGACUUCCUUUCUAAUGUCAGCGAGUUCGAGUUGAUCGAAUCCACUUUGAGAGAGGGAGAACAAUUUGCAAAUGCUUUCUUCAGCACCGAAAAAAAGAUCGAAAUUGCCAAGGCUUUAGACGACUUUGGAGUCGAUUACAUCGAGUUAACGUCGCCCGUUGCCAGUGAACAGAGUCGUAGAGACUGUGAGGCUAUUUGCAAGCUUGGACUCAGAGCCAAGAUUUUGACUCACAUUAGAUGCCAUAUGGACGAUGCCAAGGUUGCGGUCGAAACUGGAGUAGAUGGCGUGGAUGUGGUUAUUGGAACUUCUCAGUUCCUCAGACAGUACUCUCACGGAAAGGAUAUGAACUAUAUUGCCCAGCUGGCUGUUGAAGUGAUUGAGUUUGUUAAGUCGAAGGGCAUCGAAAUCAGAUUUUCUUCCGAAGAUUCAUUUAGAUCUGACUUGGUUGAUUUGCUCAACAUCUACCGAACCGUCGACAAGAUUGGUGUGAACCGUGUGGGUAUUGCCGACACUGUAGGCUGUGCUAACCCUCGUCAAGUGUACGAAUUGGUAAGAACGUUGAAGUCCGUUGUCAAAUGUGACAUCGAGUGCCAUUUCCACAACGAUACUGGAUGUGCUAUUGCCAACGCUUACACUGCUCUCGAAGGUGGCGCUAAGCUCAUCGAUGUGUCUGUGUUAGGAAUCGGUGAAAGAAAUGGUAUCACUCCAUUGGGAGGCUUAAUGGCUAGAAUGAUCGCUGCUGACCGUGAUUAUGUCUUGUCCAAGUACAAGUUGCACAAGUUGAGAGACUUGGAAAAUUUGUAG